UUUGACAUCUGGUCCGGCGAGGAAAAUCAACCGGUCCGGUAUUUUGUUGUGUGGUGUUUAUUUUGAGCUCAGUUAGAACAGUUUUUCCCGUUUUUGCACGCACAUCCCGCCAGGUUUCCACUUCUAAAAGGCGCAAACGACGGAAACCAGACGGAAAAUCUAUUUCCCCCGCGUAUCGCGUACCACAUCAACCAAUCAACUUCUUUUUAUGCAAUCGGUGUAAUGCAACAAGUUUGCUGCUGAAAUCAAAGACACAACGUUCGUCACAAAAUCAACAGCAGUAUCGCACCGAAAAGGAUUCAUAGCCAUGACGUGUUUUGGCUAAAUAAUUAUCUAACAGGUGAAAACGCAACGGGAGAGGAACAAAAAAACCGUUUCCGUUACCUAAAAGGAUCGUAUCCUGGGCGGACAGAUCAGCAAUCGAUCGAUUCCAAUCAUCGUACCCGCGCCGUUCUAUGUCCGUGCCUCGGUAGCAGCAACACCGUGGGGACGAUGUCGUUGCUGGUGUUUCUGAUUGCGGCCGCCCAUUGCGUGUACACACCGUUCACGAAGGUUGAGGAAAGCUUCAACCUGCAGGCAAUCCACGAUCUACUCUACCACCGGACGAAUCUUACCGAGUACGACCAUCAUGAGUUUCCGGGCGUGGUGCCACGCACCUUUUUGGCACCGUUGUUCAUCACGUUCCUGGUAACGCCAAUCGCAACGCUACUCGAAAUGUUCGAGAUCAACAAGUUUUGGAUGCAGUAUGCAGUUCGAUUCACUCUCGCCGCCACGGUCGUGUUUGCUUGGAACCGGUUAAAGGUGACGAUUCUGCACAAGUUUGGCGUUACGGUCGGUGUUUGGUUCAUGCUGAUCACCGCCACCCAGUUCCAUUUUAUGUUCUACAUGAGCCGGCCCCUACCUAACAUAAUGGCCCUGCCGCUCGUACUGCUUGCAAUCGACUUUUGGCUAAACCGGUGCGUUAAACGCUUCAUCUGCUGUUCCGGUGCUGCGAUCAUAAUUUUUCGCGCCGAACUAGCGAUGCUGCUCGGGCUGUACCUGCUGUACGACAUCUACUACAAGCGGAUCUCAUUGCCAGUGUUCCUGCGGACUGCUAUACCGGCCGGUGUGUUUCUAAUCGCGCUUACCAUCACUGUCGACAGUUUCUUCUGGCGUCGGUUACUGUGGCCUGAAGCAGAAGUGUUUUGGUUUAACACCAUCCAAAACAAGAGCUCCGAAUGGGGCACAUCGCCCUUCCUGUGGUACGUGUAUUCUGCGCUGCCCCGUGCGAUGGGUCUUUCGAUCGUGUUUGUACCGUUGGGUUUGUACCUGGAGACACGCAUCCGGUCGCUGGUGGUGCCUGCAGUUGUGUUUGUGCUUCUGUUCUCCUGCCUGCCGCACAAGGAGCUUAGGUUUAUCAUCUACGUGUUUCCACUGUUUAAUGUGGCUGCCGCGUGUGCGUGCAAUCGACUGUGGCUUAAUCGACAGAAAAGUCUGUGGAACAAGUUCCUCUCGUUUGUAUGCAUCGGACAUCUGUUCGGGAACACACUGCUUACGAUGUUUCUGCUACUAGUGGCCGGUACUAACUAUCCCGGCGGUGUAGCCAUCUCUAGAUUCCAUCGCCUAGCAGCCGGAGAAAUGAACGUAUCCGUCCACAUCGACAACCUCUCCGCCCAAAGUGGCGUUUCGAAGUUCGCUCAAAUUAAUCCCGACUGGACUUACAGCAAGCUGGAGAACCUGCGACCGGACGACGAAAUGUUGCACCGGUUUGACUAUCUGCUAACGGAGGCACAGGACAAAUAUUCCGACAAGAUGCGCAUCCUGUCGCAGACGCACGAAAUCGUCGAGUUUGUCGAGUGUUUUAGCAGCAUCGGGCUGCAGUACCGGUCGGUGCUGCCGGUGAAAAUUAAAACCAAACCAUGCAUCUUUAUUAUGCGCCGCCGGUACGAUCUCGCGAGCGAUCGGUUGCGGUGGUCGUCGGUGUUGGAAGGUGGCUUAGAUGGUACAUUGAACGACGAAUCUACCGUGCCUCGUUCCGCACAGGAUGAGGAAGAAGAGAAUGAGGAGGAGGAAGCGGACGAAGAGGAAGAGGAGGUAGAAGAGGAGCAUGUUAAAACUAUCGACGAAGAGCAUACAGUGCCAGACGAUGAUGAAGCUAAGGAUGAUAUUGUUGAACCGGUGGACGAAGAAAAGCGUCCGGAAAGAAGGAAACGAAGCCUCUUUAAAAACGCAGCAUAUCGGACGAAUACCAAACGAUCUGGCCUUUUACCGCUACCGAAGCUUCGGCCUAUUAAUGGAAAGGACGUAACCGACCGCUCGGACAACAGCAAUCAACCGAGCGCAGCAAAUGACGAUGCAGAGGAUGAAGCGGACGAUUUGACGCUAAAGUCAGCGGAACGUAUCAAACAUUCUGCUGCCCAUCCGCAGCCGAGUACAGGAAACGGCCGGUUGAAGGACGCGCGUAAGCUCAUAAAGGAGGAAAGGAUGCGCAGGGUGGCGAGCAAGCUAACGAAGGCAAGCUUCAGCGAGGUGUGCAAUCUCGAUCGGAUGUCGAUGAAGGAGUGUCUCAAGAAGCUGAUCGACGACAGUGGCACACUAGCAGACGAACUGGACGACGAGGAGGAUUAGUGCGUGCAAACGCGAAAGUGAAAGCCACACCGGGAGAAAGAAGCAAUACGCGGCCCAGUAGUUUGCACACCUUGUGGGGUGAAUGCACGGAGGUUUCGAACGAAGAAAAAUCAAUGAAACAAACUCUAUAUUUUAUUUUGUUUUAGCAAAUAUUAAAUACGGUUUUGAACCAGGGUUACUAGUUCGGUUGGACUAUAGCUGCUGGGGUUUGGUUGACCAGAGAUACGAUUUGUGUAUUUUGUAUAUAAACUAUAUAGAAAUACAAGCCAGCCGUGUGUUGUGCCGUCGCGGAGCAAAACCGGAACCCGCAUCAAUCAAACACCGCCCCACCGUCUCCAUUCACUACAACCAAAGCUAGCAAAAUGGCAUC
Molecule: messenger RNA, 2977 nt
Organism: Anopheles moucheti
Lineage: Eukaryota; Metazoa; Arthropoda; Insecta; Diptera; Culicidae
Gene: Alg12
Product: probable Dol-P-Man:Man(7)GlcNAc(2)-PP-Dol alpha-1,6-mannosyltransferase
Exons: 8
Coding region: 493-2607 (704 amino acids)
Biological process (GO): protein N-linked glycosylation
Cellular component (GO): endoplasmic reticulum membrane
Molecular function (GO): alpha-1,6-mannosyltransferase activity
Source: RefSeq, a predicted model, not a curated record